Lycium barbarum (goji berry) is the source of this 1884-nucleotide messenger RNA. Its product is annotated as anthocyanidin 3-O-glucosyltransferase 2-like. The transcript has a single exon. Bases 278 to 1780 code for a protein of 500 amino acids. The record is from RefSeq and is a predicted model, not a curated record. Gene Ontology annotation, molecular function: UDP-glycosyltransferase activity. NCBI's taxonomy places the organism in Eukaryota, Viridiplantae, Streptophyta, Magnoliopsida, Solanales, Solanaceae.
UAAAACAUGAACCAUAUGAAGACGUUAUUAUAAUAAUAAAGCUACGGGUUGAUGAGUGAAGGAUUAAUUAGUUCUUUAGCGUACUUGACUCAUUCGCCCAAUGCUCGAUGCAUAGGUAUGUUUAAUGCCUCAAUAUAAUAUUGGGAAGCACACAAAAAUCAAGACAGCAUCCGCGGAAACCUAUGAUAAAUCUACAGAAGUAAGAUCGAAAAGUUAAAGAGCAAAACAAGACGAAAAAAGAAGAAGAGUAGGGGGGUUUGGUAUUGUGCAUCUGAUAAUGGUGAAAUUAGCAGAAGUGAUUCUCGUUCCAUGUCCACCAAUGGGCCAUGUUGCUCAAAUGGUUGAGUUAGCAAAACUCUUAAUCCAUCGAAACCAUCAGCUCUCAAUCACCAUCCUCAUCAUGAAACUCCCUGAUUACAUCGAUGUAGUCAGUGGCUCUUUCGUCGACACUGUUGCUGCUUCCUCUACUUCCAACCGCCUUCGGUUUGUCUAUUUACCUGAUGCGGAUCCAACCCCUGAAUGGAGCUCCAAAGCCAGAGUACAUUUCUUCUACAGAUUACUACAAAGCCAAGAAUCUCACAUCAGGGACUUCUUGGUAAAUCAACGUGGCCCCAUGGCGGGUUUCAUUGUUGACAUGUUAUGUGCUCAUCCAUUGAUUGAUUUAGCUGAGGAGCUUGGGAUACCAAGCUAUGUGUUUUUCACUUCACCAGCUACUUUUCUUGGAUUGAUGCUUCACUUCCAGGUUCUAGAAGAUGAGUGCCACGUGGAUGUUCCCGAAUUCAUCAGAAACUCCGACAGGCUGUUGUCAUUUCCGUGCUUUGUCAACCCACUUCCUCCAACCGUAUUGUCGACGAAUUUUGUCGACAGAGACAUGUGGCUAAUAAGUGGAUUCCUUGAAUUCGCUCGUGGAUACAGGAAAGCCAAAGGCAUCAUUAUCAACACUUUCGAUGAAUUAGAAAUGCACGCCUUGGAUGCUUGCAACAACUUAUCAAAGUCUGGACGGGUCCCAUUGAUCUAUCCAGUGGGUCCAAUUAUGAACCAAUCAAAGUCGUCUCGGCCAGAGGUUGAGGCAGAAAUAACAGGGUGGCUGGAUCACCAGCCACCGUGUUCUGUGGUGCUACUCUGCUUCGGAAGCCAGGGGAGCUUACCAGUUGAGCAAGUGAAAGAGAUUGCUUUAGCUCUAGAGAAAAGCGGCUGCCGGUUCUUGUGGUCAUUACGUCGUCCCCCUGAAGAUAGCAACACUCAAUUUCCCCGCGAAUACACGAGCUACUCUGAAAUCUUGCCAGAAGGAUUUUUAAAACGAACAGAGAAGAAAGGGAAAAUUGUGGGAUGGGUUCCGCAAUUGAAGGUGUUAUCGCAUGAAGCAAUUGGGGGAUUCGUGUCACACUGUGGAUGGAAUUCGAUACUGGAAAGCAUAUGGUUUGGUGUGCCUAUAGCGACAUGGCCGUUGCACUCGGAACAGCAAGGGAAUGCGUUUCAGUUAGUGAAAGAAAUAGGAAAUGCAGUGGAGAUUACUUUGGAUUACUGUGAGAGGAGGAGGAGUAGAGGUGAUCAGCCCAUAAUAACUGCACAAGCCAUAGAAAAAGGGAUAAGGGAAUUGAUGAAAACUAAUACACAAGUCAGAGAUAAGGCUAAAGAGAUGAAACAGAAGAGCAGGGCUAGUGUAAUGGAAGGUGGAUCAUCAUACUUGUCCUUUGAGAAACUCAUUCAUAAACUACUGCAAAAUGUAAACCAAAUUAUAUGCCAAGGUUUUGUAGGCAAAGAGGAUGUUCUUAACUAGUAUUAUCUUCUGUUAGAGUAAGUCCUAGUUAGGUUUCAAUUGUUUCAGUUUGGUCCCUGUAAUGUUUCUCUGUUGUCAGUUAAGUCCUUUUUAGGUGUUACAGG